UAAGUGAACCUUUAAUGCUCUCUGUUAAGUUAAAGUGUCUUCACUUCGUGGCAGAGAAAUAAAUGCCAAAAUGUCUUGCAUAGAGAAUAAUUAUAUAAGUUGAACAUCUCUAAUCUGGAAAUCUAAAAUGCUCCAAAAUCCGAAACUUUUUGAGCACCAACAUGAUUUUCAAAGGGCAUGUUCAAAGGAAACGCCCCAGGAGCAUUUUGGACUUGAAAUUUUGGGUUAGGGAUGCUCAACUAGAAAGUAUAUAGUGCACAUAGAGUAUUCCAAAACUUGAAAAUAUCUGAAAUCUGAAAUACUUCUUGUCUCAAGCAUUUUGGAUAAGGGAUACUCACUGUGUAGUACAGUAAGUAGUUCAGAGCGUGGUUUUAGAAACAAGAUCAGUCCUUGGUUGAAUCCCAGCUCUGCUACUUUUUAGCUAUGUGACCUCAGGUAGGAACUUCAGUUUUUUAUCUGUAAAUGGAGAUAAUUAUAGCGUCUCAGUGUGGAUGUGAAGAUUAAAUGAUAUAUUAAGCACCGAGGACAAUGUGUAGAACUAACUACUAUUAACAUUAAUUUCGUUGCAGGGACAAAAUUACUAAUUAUAUGUAUUUACAAUUUUCCUUUCCCUUACUUUGUAAGAAGAGUGGUUCCUGAGCAAGUUUUUAACAUUUUUUGAGGAGGUAUACUGGUUGUCUACUGCUGCAUAACAAAGUACUAUAAACUUUGUGGCUUAAAAUAGCAUAAUCCAGGAUCUCACACUUUUCUGGGUCAGAAGCCUAAGCAUGGAGUAGCUGGGUUCUCUACUCAGGGUCUUACAAGGCUGAUAUCAAGGUACUGCAGUUGUACGGCAAGGUACUGCUAGGCCUAGAGUCCAUCUGGAGCUCCAGUCCUCUCGACCUCAUUGGUUUUUGGCAGAGUUCAUUUCCUGCAGUUGUGGAACUAAGGUCUUGUUUUCUUGGUGGCUGUGUGGAUGUUAGUAAUGAUGUAUGUAGUCUGGGCAACGAUCAGGAAAGUUGGUAACGGGUGAAGUGAAGGGAAAGUUUGUGCAAAGUGAGGUCAAAGAAGUGAAAAGUCAGGUAUUGGUAUGCAUGGACUUGAAGUUUGUCGUGAACAAGGGAGAGGAUAGGAGCAAUAACAACAAAGGUGACAGUGAGCUAGUUGCCAAAAUUGUCAGUGAAUUUAAAGUAGUACCAGGGAGGCUAUAGGUCAGCACACCAGGGAGCAUGGUGUCAUCCCCCAAGGCGUGUGCUUCAGAGGAGCUGAGACGUUUGAGAGAGGAGGGAAGAGAAGCAUUGAGGAACAAGGAGAUCAUCUGUCUCCUCUCCCAUUCUGGACUCUGUGGUACCUGGUAGGUAAGCACUAAACAGGAGCAACAGUGGCUGCCAGGGAAGGCCUAGUCUCCAUUAGAGAAAAGACAUGCCAGAGAGAGAAUGUUUUGUCUUUUAACAAAAAUUUGAAAGUUAACUUCGUUUUAUAUUCAGAUAUGACACCUGCAGUUUUAUCCUGGGAAACUCUAUAUGUGAUUUAUAUUUCCUGCUUCUUAUGCUCAGUGCAUCUAGCUGAUUAGCAUCUUUGUUUUCAUUUCUGUUUUCCAGUUCUCUUAUUGAUUUUUUUUUUCUCAAAUCUACAGUUCCUAAAAAUGGUCUUAAUGAAAAUCAGCACCAUUUAAAGUGAAUACUCCUAGACAGUCUUAUUUCUUACCCUUCAACCACAAUUGUAAUCCCAGCUCUUAGCUUUUAUCCUCUUACCACUCUGGAAGCAGCUUGAGGAUCGUAGACAUUAGGGGACUUGAGAGGAGUCAAGGAAGGAGAGAAAGUGGCAGAUGGAAUUUUCCUCAUUAUUACAACUUAGCCAUGGGAUGGGCCUGCCUAUAUAUCUGUCUGUAUGUAUUGUCUGUCUAGCUCUGGGUUUUUGCUAGCUCUAAUUCCCUUCCACCAGCCUAUCACCAUGUUUGUUCUUCCCAUUCCAUAUACAUGAUAUUAAAACACACGGCUCUCUUUUAUUCCUUGUAGCUUCUUUCUUCUGGAGGGUUUACAUUUCUUACAGACUAUUUGACGAACUCUCUUGUUGUUACUAUAGAAGUCACCUCCUUAAGUCAGACCUUGCUGUGCUCCCCAUCCCUGCACAGUCCAGUAGCCUCCCCAUGGAAGUCCUUUUCCUCUUGUCUGUAAGCAUUAGGGAUCCUCUUGAUGACCUCUUCCCACUGCUUGUUGCAUUUAAAACCCUCAACCCUAAGAAUGCCAUUGCUUUGAUGAUUUACUCAAUAGCUGAGAGCAGAUCAUUUGCAGAUUUUCCCCUCAAAUGCAAACUUCUCUUGUUUAGUGUGUAUAGGACAUGUGAAAAUACUGUCAACUUGAAGGACAAACUAAGCUUCCAGUAGAGUAGAGAUAGAAAUGGUGAAGACUGUAUAUUAUGAAGUGAAGUCACCCUGUCCUUUACCGUUUGAAUGACUUUGGACAAAUCACUCAAGGUCUCUGAGCUUCAGUUUCUUCAUCUGUCAAAUGAGAUAAACAGUACCUAACUGUGUGGUUGCUUUAAGGGUUAAGUGAAGUAAUAAUGCAUGUAAAGCAACAAUGUCUGGCUCUUGGAAAAUACUUGGUAAAUAUUAUUCUUUCCUCUAUUCUCCUUUUCUCUCAACUCCUAUCUAAUCCAAUUAUCUUUUCAUAAAAUCUCCAGAGCUUUGGUGUCAUCUUUUACUUCUUGUUAUUCAUCCCUUUUAUCUGAUUAGUAACUACAUUUAUUAUUACUUCCUACAGGAAAUAUUAGACAGUCAUGACUUCAUCUCAGGCCCUACUUCCUGUCGGUAUACACUGAUAUUCACUAUUUCCCAGUCACUUUUGGUGCAGUUCUUUACCAGCCUUCCUAACAUCUUCUCUAAAGACAGAAUUUCAGAAAAGUUUUUCAGUUUUCCUUUGAACCUCUAUAAGCAGUUCUCUCAACUCAUAGUGUCUCUUACUUGAACUCCACAGUAGGUAUAAAGAUCUUAUUUAGAGAGCCAUAAAAAUCCUGCAAUGCCUUGUCCAGUUCACUUCUCUUUUUUUCUCUCUGGACUGCUUGUGUUGCAGCUAAACUACCCUCUCCACAGAAUCUGCCCUCAGCCAUCCUUCACCCAUGCUGGGCCUCAACUCCCCCUGGACAGAAUGGUUUACCUAACUUAUUGCUGUUGUUUGUACAGCCUGACUUUGAAACUGAAAGUUAGCAAAGGAGAAGAAUGUCAUGUCCUUCACCUGUCCUCAAGCUGAUCAGUGCAUCACCCUUCAUCCACUACACUGUGUGUUGAGGUUUCUGCGGCACUGAAACAAGGCCAAAUUACACCAACAGAGCUCUGUCAAAAAUGUCUUUCUCUUAUCAAGAAGACCAAGUUUCUAAAUGCCUACAUUACUGUAUCGGAAGAGGUGGCCUUAAAACAAGCUGAAGAAUCAGAAAAGAGAUAUAAGAAUGGACAGCCACUUGGGGAUUUAGAUGGAAUUCCUAUUGCAGUAAAAGACAACUUUAGCACAUCUGGCAUUGAGACAACAUGUGCAUCAAAUAUGCUGAAAGGUUAUGUACCCCCUUAUAAUGCUACAGUAGUUCAGAAGUUGUUGGAUCAGGGAGCUCUACUAAUGGGAAAAACAAAUCUAGAUGAAUUUGCUAUGGGAUCUGGAAGCACGGAUGGUGUAUUUGGACCAGUUAAAAACCCCUGGAGUUAUUCAAAACAAUAUAGAGAAAAAAGGAAGCAGAAUCCCCACAGCAAGAGUGGAGAUUCAGACUGGCUGAUAACUGGAGGAAGCUCAGGUGGGAGUGCAGCUGCCGUGUCUGCGUUCACAUGCUAUGCGGCUUUAGGAUCGGAUACAGGAGGAUCCACCAGAAAUCCUGCUGCCCACUGUGGGCUUGUUGGUUUCAAACCAAGCUAUGGCUUAGUUUCCCGUCAUGGUCUCAUUCCCCUGGUGAAUUCGAUGGAUGUGCCAGGAAUCUUAACCAGAUGUGUGGAUGAUGCAGCAAUGGUGUUGGGUGUACUGGCUGGACAUGACCCCAAGGAUUCUACCACAGUACAUGACCCUAUUAAUAAACCACUUGUGCUUUCCAGUUUGGCAGAUGUGAGCAAACUAUGUAUAGGAAUUCCAAAGGAAUAUCUUGUACCAGAAUUAUCAAGUGAAAUACAGUCUCUUUGGUCCAGAGCUGCUGACCUCUUUGAGUCUGAGGGGGCCAAAGUAAUUGAAGUAUCCCUUCCUCACACCAGUUAUUCAAUUGUCUGCUACCAUGUAUUGUGCACGUCGGAAGUGGCAUCGAAUAUGGCAAGAUUUGAUGGGCUACAAUAUGGUCACAGAUGUGACAUUGAUGUGUCCACUGAAGCCAUGUAUGCUGCAACCAGACGAGAGGGGUUCAAUGAUGUGGUGAGAGGAAGAAUCCUCUCAGGAAACUUUUUCUUAUUAAAAGAAAACUAUGAAAAUUAUUUCGUCAAAGCACAGAAAGUGAGACGCCUCAUUGCUAACGACUUUGUGAAUGCUUUUAACUCUGGAGUAGAUGUCUUGCUAACUCCCACCACCUUGAGUGAAGCAGUACCAUACUUGGAGUUCAUCAAAGAGGACAACAGAACACGAAGUGCCCAGGAUGACAUUUUUACACAACCUGUAAAUAUGGCAGGAUUGCCAGCAGUGAGUAUCCCUGUUGCACUCUCAAACCAAGGGCUGCCAAUAGGACUGCAGUUUAUUGGACGUGCAUUUUAUGACCAACAGCUUCUUACAGUAGCCAAAUGGUUUGAAAAACAAGUACAGUUUCCUGUUAUUCAACUUCAAGAACUCAUGGAUGAUUGUUCAGCAAUCCUUGAAAAUGAAAAAUUAGCCUCUGUCUCUCUAAAACAGUAAACGUAUCUUAAAAUUUAAGAUGACUUUUAGGCCAGGUGUGGUGGCUCACACCAGGAAUCCCAGCACUUUGGGAGGCCAAACCAGGCAGAUCACUUGAGAUCAAGAGUUCGAGACCAGCAUGGCCAACAUGGUGAAACUCCAUCUCUACUAAAAAUACAAAAAUUAGCCGAGCAUAGUGGCAGAGCCUGUAGACCCAGCUACUCGGGAGGGUGAGGCAGGAGAAUCACUUGAACCCCAGAGGCAGAGGUUGCAGUGAGCUGAGAUUGCACCACUGCACUCCAGCCUGGGUGACAGAACAAGACUCUGUCUCAAAAAUAAAUAAAUGACUGACUUUGGAGAUUCUAUACUCUAGGGAGUCAAAUGGUCUUGCUCAAUUCUUGUAAUUAGGUUUCUUGUUAAUACAGUCAUUCUAUGAAUCACUUUUUUAAAUUCCUGUGAUAAUUAAUAAUAAAUAAUGUGUUGGCAUUUAUUAACCAUCCAGUAAGUGCAAAGUGCAGUACUUCUGUGAUAAUGCAAGGUAUCUGUUCUUCAAAAACAAUGCAUUCUACCAUAAUGUUUACUAAAGAGUUUACUGUAAAAAUAAGAUUAGGGAUAAACUUCUCAAAAUGUGUACAUCUGUGUAACUAAAGCACUAACAAAAACAUGAACAGUCUCUAGAGAUAACCUGGAUAGCCUAGGCAGAUAACUUAUCAUGUGGUGGAGGCUGCCUGAGGGGUUGUUAAAAAACUGCACAGAAACAAUUGAGUGGGAUUAUUGGCUUCUGAGUGCUGAGCAGAGCAGGUGGAAGAGGAGCUCUGAGCACAGGAGGAAGUGCAGCCAGUCAGGGCCCAGAAUCAUGCAAAUCAGGGUGUAUGCCUCCUGGGGAGGAGCCCCAGGUGCGGGCACUCCUUUUAUUUCCCUAAGAGCUGAAAUGACUGAGAACUUUCCUUUCCUCCUUAGAGUUAAAAUUUUACUUCUGCUAUUUCAGAGCCCGUGCCUAGACACCAGAAGAACUCCAUGUUACACUGAGUUCAUGCUCCUGUUUCCUGAUCACAAAUGAGUUCAUUGAUGUCGUAGAAACAUUUGUUGCAACCUAACAGACCAUCACAGAUUGGAAACUUGAUAGAUAGCAGUGCAUGCUUUUAGUGAAAAAGGUUCAAAAUACACGAGGAACAUACACUCUGAAAAACGUGCAGAGAAUUUGGUAUUGAUGCCAAAGAGGGGAAGCGCAUGGCAAGACCUUGCCUUACCCCAGAUUCUCUGUAUCUCAUGGUUUCCUUGUCCUCUUGACUAUCUUUACAAGUGUUUUUUAUUUGGGCCCCUUGAGCCCAGAGAGAUAUUAAUGGAGAUCUGUAUUCAAUAUUUGACAAAAAUCUAAUGGAAGCCAUCCAUUUACUCAUAAGGCUUCAUCAUUGGAUUUCUGUGUCUUGUCUUCACUAGAAUACCAAUGUCAUCUCAUAUUGAGAGGUAUUUUAAUCCAGCACUUACAUAUUGUUGAUAAAUAAAAAUAGAAAGCUGAAUUGUUAAUUCACUUCAGUAAGAAAAAAUUAUUUUCUAAAUAUGAUGUUCAUGAAGAGAAAAUGAGUCAGGAUCAUCUGCAGAACCACUGGAAUAUUUCGUCAUUACCUGUUAGUUUUCAUAAAUAGUUUUCUGUCCUCUGAGAUCUCCCACUCCCAAAUACUCAAUCUGACUAACUUCACAUAAAAGUUUUAUAUGCCAGGCUCAAUAGUAUUCUUACAAAUUUUGACUCUGAAUCUCUGAAAGAGGAAGAAAUCCAUAAGAGAGAAAACUACUACUUUAUAGCAGGAGGAAACCAUUUUAAGUUUUUUAAUUACUCAUACAUCAUAUCAGGCCAGAUGGAGGAACCAUUUUAGUUGAAGGAGCAAAUAUGAUGUCAAAAGCAAGUAAAACAAUUUUACCCACUGCCCCAAUCUUUUUUAUGUAAUGAAUUUAAAAAAAUAGAGAUGGGCUCUCCUUAUGUUGCCCAGGCUGGUCUCAAAAUCUUGGGCUCAAGCUAUCUGCCUGCCUCAGCCUCCCAAAGUGCUGAGAUUACAGGCGUGAGCCACAACACCUGGCUGAAAUUUUUUCAAAUAAUGUUAAUUCUCUUGUUCCUGUAUCUAUACAUGAACUGCACUAAUACUUUGGAAAUUAAAAAGUGAAACACUUAACCAUUCUCAUAUACUGAUAUCCAACUAGCAUGAAAUGAUACCAAAUUUGUUUUUCUUUCUUCUUCAUUUUUACACUUAAUGUAGUAGGUCUCAUUUUGCCAAGUCACUGUCUGGGAAUUUAAGUGACAAAUGCUUUCUCUAUCUCGGCUAAUUAAACCCUAAAAUUAUUAGCAACAGAACUUCCAGAACAGAGUGUUUUUGAAAGGUGAAGAUGUCUACAUGUGUCAAAUGAGUUCCUUGAUAAGACCUGGAAGACCAACCAAAAAAAAAAAAAAAA
This is a messenger RNA of Sapajus apella (tufted capuchin), 7253 nucleotides long. RefSeq names its product glutaminyl-tRNA amidotransferase subunit QRSL1 (gene QRSL1). Gene Ontology annotation, cellular component: glutamyl-tRNA(Gln) amidotransferase complex; mitochondrion. The coding region runs from base 3516 to 4829 and encodes 437 amino acids. Gene Ontology annotation, molecular function: glutaminyl-tRNA synthase (glutamine-hydrolyzing) activity. The transcript is spliced from 11 exons. Lineage: Eukaryota; Metazoa; Chordata; Mammalia; Primates; Cebidae. The record is from RefSeq and is a predicted model, not a curated record. Gene Ontology annotation, biological process: glutaminyl-tRNAGln biosynthesis via transamidation; mitochondrial translation.